This is a messenger RNA of Phalacrocorax carbo (great cormorant), 509 nucleotides long. The record is from RefSeq and is a predicted model, not a curated record. Lineage: Eukaryota; Metazoa; Chordata; Aves; Suliformes; Phalacrocoracidae.
GUCGCGAGGGCUUUUGUGUGUCGGCGUCGUGCCCGCGCAUGCACCGUGGGGGUGACUUUGAGGGCGGCGCGAUGCUGAGCGGGCUGUUGGGGCCGCGCUAUGUCCAGCUCCUGCAGAACUGGACUCCCACCCUCGUUACGUGGGGUGGUGUAGCUGGUACUGGUUUAAUAUGGUUCACAGACUGGAAGCUUGUCCUUCAGUAUGUUCCCUACAUCAGUGGCAAGUUUAAAACUGAAGACUAAGCUUCCCUCUAAUGGUAAGUUUUUUUGUUUUGGAGCCAUCUGUCCUCUGAGACCCUGCUUUGAGGUGAACUUGAAAUGCCCAAUACAUUGCAACAGGUCGUGGUGUCCCUUUCUCCUGUGAACAGUUGUGACCGCUUGGUUGGGAACAAAUUUAACUUCACCGACCAGCCUGCUUAGUACUCUUCCUCUGAUCACUUUCACAGCAGGUCUUAUCCUAAUGGCAGUAAAUUAUAAACCUGAUGUACAAAAUAAACCAGGUGAAUGGUA